Molecule: messenger RNA, 942 nt
Organism: Tupaia belangeri chinensis (Chinese tree shrew)
Lineage: Eukaryota; Metazoa; Chordata; Mammalia; Scandentia; Tupaiidae
Product: olfactory receptor 6M1
Exons: 1
Coding region: 1-942 (313 amino acids)
Biological process (GO): G protein-coupled receptor signaling pathway
Cellular component (GO): membrane
Molecular function (GO): olfactory receptor activity; G protein-coupled receptor activity
Source: RefSeq, a predicted model, not a curated record
AUGGGAAAUUGGAGCACAGUGACUGAAUUCACUCUCAUUGCCUUUCCAGCUCUCCUGGAAAUGCGAGUACUCCUCUUUUUGACUCUCUUACUGACUUACACAUUGACAGCAACAGGAAAUAUCAUCAUCAUCUCCCUAAUAUGGACUGAUCACCGCCUGCAAACUCCAAUGUACUUUUUCCUCAGUAAUUUGUCCUUUCUGGAUAUUUUGUACACCACUGUCGUUACCCCAAAGCUGCUAGCCUGCCUCCUAGGAGAGAGGAAGACCAUAUCCUUUGCUGGCUGCAUCACCCAAACAUAUUUCUACUUCUUUCUGGGGACAGUGGAGUUUAUCCUCUUGGCGGUGAUGUCCUUUGACCGUUAUGUGGCCAUUUGUAACCCCCUGCGCUAUACCAUCAUCAUGAACAGCAGAGCCUGCCUCCUGCUGGUCCUGAGCUGCUGGGUGGGCGCCUUCCUGUCUGUGUUAGUACCAACCAUUGUAGUGACAAGGCUACCGUACUGUAGCAAAGAAAUUAAUCAUUUCUUCUGCGACAUUGCCCCUCUUCUACAGGUGGCCUGUGUAGACACUCACCUCAUUGAGAAGAUAAACUUUCUUCUCUCUGCUCUUGUCAUCCUGAGUUCCCUGGCGUUCACUGCUGGGUCCUACACCUACAUAAUUUCUACCAUAUUGCGUAUCCCUUCAGCCCAGGGGCGACAGAAAGCUUUUUCUACCUGCGCCUCUCACAUCGCAGUUGUGUCCAUUGCUUAUGGGAGCAACAUCUUCGUGUAUGUGAGACCCAAUCAGAACUAUUCGCUGGAUUUCGACAAGGUAGCUGCCGUCCUCAUCACAGUAGUGACCCCACUUCUGAACCCUUUCAUCUAUAGCUUGAGGAAUGAGAAGGUAAAAGAAGUGUUGAGGGGGACAAUGGACAGAAUCAUGUCUGUGACUUUAAGGAAAACUUGA